CCGUCCCGAGCCCUCACGUCCCUUGGAAUGAAUGAAACCCUAGGCCCCGUCUCUUUCUAGGGUUGAAAAAAUCACCGUCGAGAACCUCGAUCAAUCGGGCGAUUCCUGCGGAGGGAAGGUGGGAUUGGACUGCGGAACCGGUUUGUCCGUCGAUUGCGGAUCCUAUCGAUGGGGGAUUUGGCUUGCGUCGUCGUUCCCGGUCCAGGUUUGAUUUGGGAGAAUUUUGGGAUCAUGCGCUUGGUGUUAUGCGUCCGGAUCCGAAAUUAGGGAUUCAGUUUCCUCGUCAUGUAUGAUGGGUGGUAAAAUUUGGGGGUUUUCUUUCUUUCAUUGGGAUUCAGGAAUUGUAGAUGGAAAUUAGCCUCGAGAGAGCUGAAGCAUCCGACAUACCUAAGAAGCCGAGAUCUUUGGAUCUCCAGAGCAUUUACGUGAAGAAAUCAAGUAGUUCAGUUAUAAAAUCCUGGGCUGGGAGAGAGGUUUCGAGGUUGGAACAAGAAUCCAAAGUUCCCAAGAAGAAGCUUGGGUCAUCAUUCGAUGAGGUAGGAGAGAUUCUUUCAGAAUCCACAAGGAAACCAAGUAGAAAAGAGGUUUCUUUGAGCAAUCUCCAGCCUGAUUCUAGGAGGCAGCGCGGCAGUUUGAAUGUCUCAAGGCCAAAGCGAAACUACAUUUCCACCAGUGGAAGCGAUGCCACACAUGAUCUGGAUGGGUCAAAUGGGAAUGCACAAUAUUUAGCAAGCGAUCUUUAUUCGCCACUGCCAAACAAGACAGAUCAUGAAUCUCCGAGUGGUGUAACCUCUAAAAUCAAGAGCUAUUUCGGAGAAGAUCUCUUUAUACCGAAGCGGCCUAGGGGUAUUUCUAAGUGGAGAAAAGCUAAAGAUCCUAUCAGCUUCGAAGUAGCUUUUAGUAAUUCUAGUUAUGAGAGGAUUAAUACUGAUGCUCAGAAUAACAAAUCUUCCAUCGGUGAAAAUUCGAAUUCACAGGUGUUAAAUGACAAGCAGAUGUUGGAAGCUGAUGAUUUUGAGCUGAAUGGGUAUCAGAAAGAUGAUUCUGCUCCUUGCACCAGUGUUGAAAAUGACAGUCAUUUUAAGUCUGAUUAUAGAAAUUACGGAAGCAGAAUAAACUUGAAGAUGUCUGAACAGGGUUGUCUCGAGAGCGAUGCACCUCUGAUAGAUGACAGUGGGGAUUCAGUUGAGGUUUCUCAGGAUGAUGACGAGGAAAACCUUGAAGUGGAUGCUGCUAGAAUGCUUUCUUCACGAUUCGAUCCAAGUUGCACUGGUUUCUCCGGGAAAAGGACUACAUGUAUGGCAGAACCAGUAGAAGGUUUAACAUAUUUGCAGUCCGACCAUGCAAUGUCGAAGGUCUCACAGGCUGAAGCUUGUUCAGUAGAUGCUACAGGCCGGGUGCUGCGGCCAAGGAGACACAUUGGUAAAAGCUUUGCUAGGAAGCGUCGCCACUUUUAUGAGGUCUGCUCGAGGGAUAUGGAUCCCUAUUAUAUCGUUAAGCAGCGGAUCAGAGUGUUCUGGCCUUUGGAUAAAAAUUGGUAUUUUGGCCUGGUUAAGGGUUAUGAUCCUGUAACUAGGUUGCAUCAUGUUAAGUAUGAUGAUCGUGAUGAAGAAUGGAUUAAUCUCCAAAAGGAGAGAUUCAAGUUAUUGCUUUUCCCCAGUGAAGUUUCUAGCAAGUUUAAUUUUGGGAAACAGGGGUCGGAAUCAAGACAGAAUAACACAGAGGGAGAGCCAGAAGCCAUGGAGAGCAGUUACAUAGGCAGCCUCCUGGAAUCAGAACCCAUUAUUUCAUGGUUGUCACGAACUACUCGCCGCGUUACAUCCUCCCCUUCUAGUACCAUAAAGAAGCAUCUCAGAGUUAGUCCUCUGAAGGACAUCAGUCCUGUGUUACUAGAAUCAAAGGAAAGUAUGUCUAUGAAUCCAUUGGAUAAGAAUCCAAAUAAAUUAUUUUUUAAUUGCAAUGAGUCGGAGCAGUCAUGUGAUCAGAACUUUAACAGAUUUUCUGAGCUGAAGAGGAGUGUUGACUCUGAAUGCAGGAAGUUACCUUAUGUUUAUUUCAGGAAACGGUUUCGCAGUAAAAGGGACGUUUUGGACACUAGAGUGGUGCAGGGUGCUGCUCCUGGUGGUCCAGGUGGUUCAGUGAGAAUUCAUGCCUCAGUUGCUAACAGCAAAGCAGCUGCAGAGGAACUCAAUAUGAUUGUGACAUGGAAAGAAUUUAAAGUAGUGAUAUUUAAACUGAACCUACCGCCUCAGUGUACUCUGGAACUCACUUUUCAAAGAGAAAGUCUUUGGCUCUGCCAAGCCCUUUAUAUUAUGCAUCAUGGUGAACUAGUUCAUGCAUGGCCGGUUGUUCGCAUGGAAAUAUUUUUUAUUGACACUGUUCCUGGAUUAAGGUUUCUUUUGUUUGAGGGUUCUUUAAAGCGUGCAGUGUCUCUUUUAUGUUUGAUCAUCACAACAGUCAGUGGACAUGUUGUGAAGAGUGACUUUGCCGAGCCAGAAAGUCCUUGCUCAUCAAUUGGACUUAGGAUUUCAAGCUUACACAAUUUAGGUAGGAAACUUCUUUUUGUUUUGAGUACCCUUUCCAAGAUAGAGAGUUCAAAAUGGAGAUAUCUUGAAGAUAAACUGAAAAAGCUUUUCGCAAAGGAGGCAUUAUCUACAGCUGAGUACAUGUGUUCAAACAUCCAGAACCUUGCUAGUAGUCAAAUACUCAGCAGUUCUAUUAAAUCAAUCAAGAGAUUCUGGGGAAGAUCAAGCCUAGUUCAUAGAUUCAAUCUGAAGAAAUUGGUUGAUCCAAAUGUGAAUUCUGUCAUUCAUUAUUUGGCUCAAGAUCAGAAGAAGCCUCUUCUCUGUUCCCUUUAUUUUGCUGCUGCGCCUUCAUUUUCACUCGGUCUUCAUCUCAAGUUGUUGAAUGAGAAAGACACAGCUUCUCUUUGUUCUGGAGACUUCAAUAUAGUUUCUUCACAAAAUUAUGCAGACAAUAAUGAUAAAUUGACAGCUGAUGGUCACACUUCUCUUGAGGAUCCUUUUAAGCAUGCUCUGGAAAAGCUUGAUAACUUAAUAUCCUCUUUGAGCGAGGCUGAAGCAACUCAUGGAAGACCAAGCUUAGAUGCUUUGUCUGCUGGGAGUAAUAGCGAUUUGAAUAGAGUUACUAAGAAUUUCUUUACUAGCGAGGAUAAUGUGAUUCAGAAUUCUGUAGAUAGUAGUGCUGUGGGGAAAAGCAUUAGUGGUGAGGGAGUUGUUCAAUAUGGAAGAUUCCAAUGUGAGGAUGGAACAUCUCAAUUUGCUGAGGAUACUUGUUCUGAAUGUCCUGAACAGUCUUCUUUUACAGACAAGUCUCUUGCUGGAGGAUGCAGUUCUUUUGUCAAAACUGCCAAUGUGGAGGUUCAAUUGUUUGAAGUUGAAAAACAUUCUCUUCAUAAGGGAUUGCUGUCUGCUGACUCUACAUCCAACUUGGUUCUUGAUCUGAAUGAACACACAAUCCACAGUCCAACUGCUCCACGAAGCAUGUGGCAUCGCAAUCGGCACACUUCACUUUCACGGACAUUUAUUCACCACCCAAGAUUGGGUUCAAAAGAUGAUGUAGAAAAUGCUUUCACUAGUGGCUACAAAAGGCCCCGGACCCAGGUUUCAUAUUCACAAUUAUCUGGAAGUUAUGGACACGCUGCAAAAUCCCAAAGCAAUCACCAGAAGGUACAAUCUCAUAAAAAAGUUAAGACUGUUAUUGCAAAUGUUUCAUCCAAUUGUUCCAGAAGUCAUCAAAGUUACCUGGACUCGUUAGCCUGUGAUGCUAAUGUCCUUGUCACUCAUGGAGACAAAUGUUGGAGAGAAUUUGGAGCCAAGGUUCAACUUGACUGUGAUGAUCAGAAGAAUUGGAGGAUAAUCAUAAAGGUUUCAGGGGCUAUUAAAUAUGCCUACAAGGCACACCAUGUUCUGCAGCCUGGAACCACAAAUCGUUACACUCAUGCUAUGAUGUGGAAAGGGGGAAAAGAAUGGAUGUUAGAGUUCACUGACAGAAACCAGUGGUAUAUUUUCAAACAAAUGCAUGAAGAAUGCUACAACCAGAACGUUAGGGCUGCUUCUGUUAAGAACAUUCCCAUUCCGGGAGUUCGCCUACUUCCAAAUGGUGAUGAUGGUUGUGUUGAAGUGCCUUUCAUUCUCAGUUCAUCGAAGUACUUUCGGCAGGUGGGAACUGAGGUUGACUUGGCCCUGGAUUCUUCUCAUGUGUUGUAUGACAUGGACAGUGAGGACGAGGAAUGGAUAUCCACAGUGAGAGCUAAUAUGGAUGCCAAGGAUAAUAAAAUGACUGAGGUUACAGAUGAUAUGUUUGAGAGGGUCAUGGACAUGCUUGAAAAAUUUGCAUACACUCAACAAUGUGAAGAGAUCACCAAUGAUGACAUAGAAAAAUACAUGGCUGAUGAUGGACCAGCAGACACAAUUGAAGUUAUUUACGAGCAUUGGAGGCAAAAGAGAAGGAAAAAAGGUUUACCUCUGAUUCGGCAAUUUCAGCCUCCUCUGUGGGAACUUCACCAGCAGCAACUAAACCAAUGGGAAUCAAACAUGAACAAAACGCCACUGCAGCCCGUAGGCUGCCAUGAGAAAGCACAUUCAUUGAAGAAACCGCCUAUGUUUGCCUUCUGUUUGAGACCGCGAGGCUUGGAAAUACCAAACAAAGGUUCAAAGCAGAGGUCUCACAAGAAGCUCAUAUUCACUGGCCACCAUAAUGUUUUAAUGAGAGAACAAGAUUGUUUCCAUACACCGGGGAGAAAAACGGAUGGAAUUUCAGUUGGGGAGGUUGCUAUCUCGAGCUAUGAAUCUUCCGAUUCUUAUCAUGGGCCUCAGUCUCGAUCUACCUUUUCACCAAGGGAUACUGCAAGCACAGAAUCCUUUUUCACUAAUGAUGGAUCAGAGAGAUGUCCAGACCCAAAAUUUUACAGAAGUACUUCAAAGAAGUUUGAUCCGUUCCUGUCUCCCAGGGAUCCUCAAGGGUCACCAUUCUCAGGUAAUCAAAGAUCAAAUAGGAAUGGACUUAAUAGAUGGAGUUCUGAACUUUGUGAAUGGUCCAACACAAGGCAAUCUCAAUCUACUGGUUUUCAUAGACAUCAUGCCGACAUGGAUGAGUUCAGGUUGCGCGAUGCAACAAGUGCAGCUCAGCAUGCAUUAAACAUGGCCAAGCUUAAGAGAGAGAAAGCACAGUGGUUGCUACACAAAGCAGAUCUUGCCCUUCAUAGAGCUACGGUUGCACUUAUGACUGCAGAGGCAAUAAAAGCGUCUGAGAAAGAUAUUAUCGGUGAUGGAUAAUAUAUCGAUAUCGUGGAUUUACUGGUCAGCAGUUUUUCAUAAGUUUUAUAUCAUUUUGCUGGACAACAGCUCUUUUGGAAAGUGACUUUGGCAUCAUUUUCUUGCAAGAGAUCAUUAUAGUCGAAUGAAUACCCAUGAAUUCAAAGUGAUAUUGACACAUGGACGCUGCGUGCAGACAGAAUUGCUCUUUGAAAAUUUUGCUCAGCUGCUUCAGUUUAACGAUAUCAGCUUCCUGCUGUAGCUUGCGUCGAUGGGGAUUCGUAUCCCCGGAGGUAGUGUGUAGUUUUUGGUGCUAAUUUUGUACAGAAAUUUUCCGUCUUCUACCUGUAUUCCUGAAAUCUCUAAUGAUAGCGCCUUUCGUACUAAAUUUUACGCUCACUGAAAUUUUCUUUCUUAUUGGAUUACUGGCUAUCUGAUGAGUGAAGUCGAUAAUAUGUUGUUCGUUUGUACUCGUCAUUUCUGAAAUUAUAUAUUACCCAGUGUUGAUCACUUCAAAAUUCCAAAAUGUAAGUGAAGUGUGUGAACUUAAUGUUAUGAGCAUCACGAGAUACGGAGAUCUCUCCAUCAUUUUAUACUGUUGUAUGUUUUCUAAGUUUAGAUUAAUAAUAUAUCCAUGUGAAAUCUUUCAUUCAUGACAGUCUUUUAUUUGCUUUUAGAGAAAUGGAAAUGGAUUUUUAAUUUGAAUAUUGGAUGAGUAUGAACUGCAAUAACGGGAAACAUUGGAUGUUUUCGAUCAGAUGUUGUCGUACAUUAGAUCUCCACUUGGCUCGGUAUGUACCACCAAUUGCAGGCGCUCGUCAGCCAUAUAUAACCAUUGACAGCAGAGUCAUCGUCGUCCACAGGCUCACACCCACAGUUCUUGGUGGCCACUCGGUAAUGGAGCUGAAGCAGCAGCAGCACUUCUUGGUGGCCACCUUCCCCUUCCAAGGCCACAUCAAUCCGGUCCUCCACCUCGCCAAGCACCUCGCCCACUCCGCCGCCGGCCCCCUCGUCACCUUCUCCACCACCCUCUCGGCUCACCGACGCAUGUUCCCCUCGGCCCCCGACCACCACGACGUCUACGACGGCCUCCUUUCCUAUGUCCCCUUCUCCGACGGCUUCGACGACGGCGACCGUGGCGGCUUUGCCGGGUUCAACCGUUUCAUGGCCGAGUUCAAGGUCACCGGGCCCCGCAGCCUCUCCAGCAUCGUCGCCGGCCUCGCCGCCCGCGGCCGCCCCGUCACGUGUAUCGUCUACACCAUGCUCCUCCCUUGGGCCGCCGACGUGGCGCGCGAGUACGGCAUCCCCUCCAUCCAUUACUGGAUCCAGCCGGCCACCGUGUUCGCCGUAUAUUACCACUACUUCCAUGACUACGGUGCUGUCGUGGACGCCCACCGCGACGACCCCUCGUUUACGGUGACCUUCCCGCGGCUGCCGCCCAUCAAGAUUAGCGACGUCCCGUCCUUCCUCACCUCGCCUGUGGAUCACCCUCUCUCCUCCGUCUACCUGACCUUGCGCGAGGCGUUUGCGGCGCUGGACACUGAGAAGGCCGCAUCCUCGUCGAAGCCGAGGGUCCUCGUUAACACGUUCGACGAGCUGGAGCCGGACGCGCUGGCGGCGGUGGACGAGAUCGACAUGCUGACCAUCGGGCCACUGAUUCCGUCCUGGUCGUUCUCUGGCACCGCCGCUCCCAAAGACACCGAGACUGGCGCCGGCGGCGACAUCUUCAAGCCAGACGACAAGGGGUACAUGGAGUGGCUGGACUCGCAGCCGGAGUGGUCGGUGGUGUACGUCUCCUUCGGGAGCUUGCACCACUUCACCAAGCGAGAGCUGGAGGAACUGUCGGCGGGCCUGGAGGAAUGCGGCCGGCCGUACAUGUGGGUGGUGCGGCGGGACAAUAGGGAAGAGGGGAACCUACGAGAAGGGAGCGGUCAAGGGAUGGUAGUGGAGUGGUGUUCGCAGGUGAAGGUGCUGUCGCACGCGGCGGUGGGCUGCUUCGUGACCCACUGCGGGUGGAACUCGAUGCUGGAGAGCCUAGCGUGCGGCGUGCCGACGGUGGGCGCGCCGCGGCUGUCGGAUCAGAGGACGAACGCGAGGAUGGCUGACGGCGCGUGGGGGACCGGGGUGACCGCGGAGCUCAGCGAGGACGGCGUGGUCGAGGCCGAGGAACUGAAGCGGUGCGUGGAACUGGUGAUGGGGGAGGGGGAGGGAGGCAAGGAGAUGAGGAAGAAGGCAGAGCAGUGGAAGGAGAGAGCCCGGGCGGCCGUCAGCGAAGGAGGGUCGUCGGAUCGGAAUCUGACGGCAUUCCUUGAGGAGAUCGGUAAAGGGUCGUAACGAACAUUUGCAGUGGCAAGCAAUAUUUAGAAUAAAUAAACCUCUUUUAUUUUCGAUACCGAACGUUUGUCAUUGAUGACCGUAAUGUAACUCUUUUGUGGUG
Molecule: messenger RNA, 7713 nt
Organism: Musa acuminata AAA Group (dessert banana)
Lineage: Eukaryota; Viridiplantae; Streptophyta; Magnoliopsida; Zingiberales; Musaceae
Exons: 5
Coding region: 348-5297 (1649 amino acids)
Biological process (GO): regulation of transcription by RNA polymerase II
Cellular component (GO): NuA4 histone acetyltransferase complex; piccolo histone acetyltransferase complex
Source: RefSeq, a predicted model, not a curated record